Molecule: messenger RNA, 3260 nt
Organism: Drosophila kikkawai
Lineage: Eukaryota; Metazoa; Arthropoda; Insecta; Diptera; Drosophilidae
Gene: MICAL-like
Product: MICAL-like protein
Molecular function (GO): protein binding
Source: RefSeq, a predicted model, not a curated record
CCUGUCCAUUGGACUGAUUUCGUCUUGAUUGUUUGAGUCACCACUCUUGUUUACAUUUAAUGUGAUUUCUAUAAGAAAAUUCAAAUUGAUUUUACCCGAGCCCGAGUGACAUGCCGUUGCUACCGCUGUUAAGGGACGCUGCCAUUCCAUUAAACCUUUAUGAUUUCGCGUAAUUUCCUGAUUUUGCAAACGGAAAGAUACUGAAAAUGGAACGUCGUGGCACAAAGGCCCUGGAGCACUGGUGCCGUCUUAUAACAAGUGGCUAUGAGGGAGUCAAAGUCGAGAAUAUGACCACUUCGUGGAGAGACGGACUCGCCUUCUGUGCGAUCAUCCACUACUUCCGUCCAGAUUUAAUCAAAUUCGACCAACUUAAGGCUGCGGAUAUUUACGAGAACAACAGCCUGGCCUUUGCCACGGCUGAGAAGUAUUUGGGUAUUCCUGCCCUGCUCGAGGCCGACGAUAUGGUUUCCUACGAGGUCCCCGACCGCCUAUCGAUCCUCACUUACCUGUCUCAGUUUUAUAGGGUGCUGGGAAAGAACUUCAAGCUGCCGAAGGCCGAGGAAGCCAUAUGUGACGAGGGUGAACCGCCGCAGAAGAUGAUGCAUAUCGUCGGCGUGCCCAGACGCGACAAGUGCCAGAAGUGUGAGCUUCCCGUCUUUCUCGCCGAGCGGGUCCUUGUGGGAAAGCAUGCCUACCAUCGGACUUGCCUGAAAUGUGCCCGCUGUGGAUCAUUGCUAACGCCAGGCAGCUUCUACGAGACGGAGAUUAAUAAUACGUACUGCUGUGAGACCUGUCCCGAUGAGGAGAGUGAAUUUAGCCUAACAACUGAUAUUGAAAAUCGUACGCCAUCUAAGGAUCAAGCUGCCAUCGGAGGCCUGGCCUACUUCAGCGAUGAGGAGGAGGGCCAGGAGGAGGAAAAGGAGGAAGUGAGUAAGGAGAAAGAAGGCUUGGCCUCUCCCAAAUCCCUCGAACCCAAAGCAACGCCCUCAAAAAUAGGCGACAGAAUUAAGUACUAUCAAAGAUUAAGUACUGAACAAGAUGGAAGGCAAAGUAGAUCGCCCAAAACUGAGGAUUCACCCAAGCCCGCUUUACGAGAUGUUGGAGAAACGCCAGUAAAAGCAGACGAACAAAGUACUAAACCAGACGAAAAGAAAAAUAUUACAUUUAAAACAGAGAUUUCACUUCAACCUGUUGUACGGGAUGAUGCUAGUGAUACGCCAUUAAAGCCGAAAGAACAAGGGAUAAAACCUAAAGAAGAUGAAAAGCAAGGAACUUUACCAGAAAUUGAAGCUCCCAUAACACCGGUUAGUCCGCCUCCAACUUCCCUGCCCAAAGAGGAUUACACAAUUCUAGUGACAGCAAGUUCUUCAGAGAAACUAAAUGAAGAGGAGUUGGAUGAUUCAGGCAGGGCCACUGAGGAAUUACCCGCUCUGGACGUGACUCACCAACAAAAAGACAGUAAGCCUGAUAAAGAAGUAAACUGCCAAGCAGAAAAAGAAAAAGAAAGUAUAACAAACGAAAGUAUUUCCGAACAAGAAAGUGAUGCUAAAACACCACCAGCUGUGGAGUCUCCUAAGAAGAUUAUUUCGGAGACGGAAACUGAUUAUCCCGAAGAUUUAAAUCCUUUUAAAGAGGACGACAGCCUUAAUCCCUUCGACAGCUCCGACGAUGAGGUGGAGCUCUUGAAGCCAGGUCCUUACAAAGGAAGCGACAGCUCAACACCCAAAUGUGAUAAACCAGAGGAACUACAUUCCAAGAGUCCGACACCUUCUCAAAGAAAAAAGAUGCCCAUGCCGACCCCAAGGCAAUCCGUGCCAAAGGCCAAGGCUCCCUCUCCAGGCGCCCGUACCAAUCGCUUUUCUACGUCGACGGAGCACCUGGAAAUGCCGAAAGCCUUCCAACGGGAUACGGAUGAGCGUGGCUCCAGUAUCUCCUUGCCAUCGGCCAGUGGGCCUCCCAAGCCGCUUCGCGCUUCAGCAGCUAACUUAAGGCACGAAGAUCUGAGUUCGCCUAUGCGCAAAAAGCGCCCAGCACCGCAGCCGCCAAAGCAGCCCCAUUUUGAGGAGCCAGGUUUCUCGAAACUAUCCGACGAACAGAAGGCGCUCCUGCACGACCAGCUCCUGAAAUCCGGCUCUAACCCGAGUGACACCACCAGAAGGUUGAUACCACUGGACCAGAGCCUACUGUCAGAUGAGACCCGUGAGUCGUCUGACUACAAGGAGGGUCAGAGCGCCGACGAGGAGGCAAGCAUAGUUUAUAGACGCAUUUUAGUUCCACCGACGCAGUCCGAACACAUGACGCCGGACCACUUGAAGGGGAACCAAGCGAUAAGCCCUGCUGCCCCUAUCGAUUAUAAUGACUUCAAUAGUCCAUUGGCCUUUAAUAAGUCAACGCACGGGAAGUGGAAGAGGCGGAAGGGGCCGGCCCCUGCCGUGCCUAUACCGCCGCGCAAAGUGCUCCAGAGGCUGCCACUACAGGAAAUUCGUCAUGAAUUCGAAAUUAUUGCUGUACAACAGCUGGGUCUGGAGAAGCAGGGCGUUAUUCUUGAGAAAAUGAUCAGGGAUCGCUGCGAAGUAAUGGAAAAUAUAAAUGACGAGGGAUCUGCGGCGCCGGGCGGAGAGACUCAGGCGGCGAAUUCCAAGGAAGUCGAGGAUCUUAUACUGCAAUUGUUCGAGCUGGUUAACGAGAAGAACGAACUAUUUAGGCGUCAAGCAGAGCUAAUGUACCUUCGCCGGCAGCAUCGCUUGGAGCAGGAGCAGGCGGACAUUGAGCACGAAAUUCGAGUAUUAAUGGGUCAGCCGGAGCGCAACAAAACCGACUCGGAUAAGGCCCACGAAGAGGUAUUAAUAGGUCGUCUCGUCAAAAUAGUCGAGAUGCGCAACGCCGUGAUUGACAGUCUGGAGACCGAUCGGGUUCGGGAAGCUAAGGAGGAUAUGAGCAUCAAGGACCGGCUGCAUACAUACAAUUCCGAGCGCGAUAUCUCUGCCGUUCCCAACAGUGGCAAAAAGUUUGACAAGAAAAUGUCGAAGAAGGAGAAAAAGCAGCUCAAAGAUGAACAUAAAAAGGAUAAAGCCCUGGACGCCGACGAGUCGGAAUCGACGCCUGCCUUAGAAAAGAUAAAAAAGAAACAUUUGAAAAAUUUAUUCUUUUUAAAAGCAUCGAAAUAGUAAACUUUUCUGAUGAUUUUUUAUUGCCAUAGAUAUGCACAUUCCAUUAAAUGUAAAAAAAGCAAGGAAACAAUAUUUUCUCAUUAUGUUUAA